AGGAGUUUCUUUUGUGGCUUUUCUUGACCCGGAAGUAAAUACAUUCCUUUCGGUCACACGUGUAAACGGAUCAACCAUGGGAAAGUCCAAACAAACGGGAAAUCACAAAGGUGACUCGAAGAAGCACAUUGCAAAGACAUGGAAGACAAAGCGCAGGACCAAAGACAUGGACGAGAUCCACUCGGACAUGAAGACUGAGGCAGCGGCCAAGCUGCUGAACCAGGAGGUGGACGUCGACGUGACGGGGUGUGCACAACACUACUGUUUACACUGCGCGAGAUAUUUUGUGGACAUGAGAUCAAUGAAAGAGCACUUCAAAACCAAAGUGCACAAAAGACGGUUGAAAAAGCUCAGAGAGGAGCCCUACACCCAGGCAGAGGCAGAGAGAGCGGCAGGUAUGGGCUCAUACAUCCCGGCAAAAACAGUUGAAGUGAAGACACAGGCUGUGGAAGAGGACAUGGACUAAGCCACCCACUUUAAGCCAUGGACUGAUCACCCCAAUAACCGAAGCAUUUACAAACGGGAUAAUGCUUCGGUUAUUCCUUGUUGACCCACACAUUUUGAGUGCAAUGUUAAAUGCUUUUUUUGUGACACUUCAACAGAAUCAGAAAAGCCUUUACCUUUAAUACUAGGUAAUGUAAUACAACAUGUACCUCUGCAAAUAUUGAGUAUGUUUAGCACUGUGUGGAAUGCUAAUAAACAUGAUGGAGAUUGCAGAAUGCUUUCAUAUGAGACCAUG
Molecule: messenger RNA, 739 nt
Organism: Notothenia coriiceps (black rockcod)
Lineage: Eukaryota; Metazoa; Chordata; Actinopteri; Perciformes; Nototheniidae
Gene: znf593
Product: zinc finger protein 593
Exons: 4
Coding region: 77-466 (129 amino acids)
Molecular function (GO): nucleic acid binding; zinc ion binding
Source: RefSeq, a predicted model, not a curated record